AUGAACGGGUUACCACAACAGCCAUGGCACUCGGAACUCAACCCGAAGGAACGACAGGGCUUCAUAAACAUUAUUGUACAGUCAGUCUUCCAAAUACAGGGCAAUAAUUCCUUUAAUAACGCUAAGACCAAACAGUUGGCUGAAGACUUUGAAAAAUGGGCGUUCAGCAAUGCUAGAUCAAAGAAGGAGUACGUUGACAUGUUGAGAAACAAAGUAUCCAGCAUCAAGCAGGCUGCGGUUAACGGUCGUUCCUCCAUGGCCGCUAAUGCCCCUGACCCUGCAGCUACUCUGAACGGAAUGCAGAGCAUGGGUCAACAGAAUAUUCCCGUUCAACCACAAAUGCAGCAACAUCAACAGCAAAACCAGUAUAUGAAAAAUAAUCAGCAACAGCAACCGCAACAACAACAGCAACAACAGCAACCGCAGCGUCCCAUGAUGAAUAAUUUCUCCAAUGACCAAAGAGUCAAUCUUAAAACUGCCCCAAUACCUGAGGCUCUUUUGAAACGUAUUCCUGGGCUUCCAGUUGGCGUCAAUACCUGGGCUCAAAUAACCCAGAUGUUGCAGAAUGGGCAAAUAAAUCCUCAGCUGAUGAACACCAUUAAACAGGUUUACACGGUCCACUCGCAACUGUUACAAGCAAGAAGUCAUCAAGAUGCCAUGCAGAAACCACCCCAGCAACCCCAGGUACAGACCCAACCCCAAACACAACCCCAGCCACAAAGAGAUCAGAUGUUUAUGCAACAGAAUCGUAUGGCUAACAACCAACAGCACAUUCAACAACAAGCUCAGAAUCCUCAAUUCAAUUCCAAAUUGGUUCAAGGUCAGCAGCAGCAACAACCACAGCAGCCACCACAACAAUCUGCUACUCAGCAGCCACAACUUCAAAUAACACAAGAAAUGCUUAGGGAAGGUACUACGCAAGCAUUGAAUUUGAUUGAGAGGCUGAAACAAACUGGCGACUUGCCCCAAACAUUGGCGCCGGCCCAGCAACAAUCUUUCAUCAAAACGUUCAUUCAACGACAUUACCUACCACGAGUUCUACAAAACAAAAAUGCUACUGCAAAUCCUUCAAGCCAACAAGCGAACAAUCAAAACUCGGUUCCUCAAGCGGUUCCAGGCUUUCCUGGUCAAUCUGUGCCACUACAACAGGCACAGAAAUUUGUCAAUACGUCUCCCCUGAUGAACCAAACUUUGCCUACAACAUUCAACAAUGCAAGGCCUAUGCAAAAACCUCAGCAACAGAAACAACCUCAACAAUCUGUACCAUCAAAUUCUAUGUUCGGUGCACUUCCAAAUGCACAACAACCUGUGCCUAAUAUGCAUCAGCAGCAGCAAAAGCAACCUAUAAAGCUUUUACCUGGUAUCCAAGCUACAGAAGAGGAUUGGACUAAUUUAAGAAAAGUGUACGCAGAGGCUUUGCAACUACCAAUAAAGCUAAAAAAUGUGACAAACGAAAUCACACCUGAUCAGAAACGAGCUGUGCUGGAUCAGGCUAAGACUAUGAUCCAGCUCUCUAUCACAACAGAGAAUUUGAUUCCGAACUUUUUUAUUGCCACAAAGAAUGUUGAGGGUACAAGAAGGCUGAUUCAAAUCAAGUUCAUGCUGAAGGAAGUUUUAGAAAGUCUGAAGCGAAAUGAGUAUUUGGCGACUCCAAACAUUUUACAAAGAGUUCAAACUCAGAUUCACAAGUACAUUACUUACUUGAAAGAACUCCAGCAGCGCAAGUUUCAACAAUUACAAAAUGUUCAGUCUCUGCAACAACAACAGCAACAACAGCAGCAGACUUCUAAUCUCCAGCAAGUCCCCCAGAUGGGCCAGGGAAAUAAGCAGCUGCCAAAUAAUAUGCUCUACACGUCGCAGACAAAUCCUGACUCGCUCAUGGGUGGAUCAAAUGCUAACAACAUGUUUUCAGGUUUAGGGAUUCAAGACCCUUCUCUGAACAAUACUGCUGCAUUCAGUCAGCAACAGAGAGUCACCCCAGCUUCGGGACAGCAAUUAAACUCGUCUCCCUUGAUGCAGACACCUAUGCUCAAUCAAAACUCCUUGAUGCCUAACCAAAUCCAGCAGUUUCCACCCCAACAACAGCAGCAUCGGCAACAGCAACGCGCUCUUCCUCAGCAACGGUUGGCUCAGCAAGUUCAAACUUCCCCCAAUGCUAAACCUCAGCAGUAUAUGCAACAACUGCCUAAUAAUAUGCCCCAACCACAACAUUCACAACAACCCUAUCAAGCUUCAUUAGAACAGCAAGUACCGCAGCAGAUGCUGCAACAACCACAGCAACGUCAGCAGCUACAACAACAGGUACCUAUACAGCAAGUUCAGCAAGCUAAAAGAAAAGUCAAAUCAUCCGUAUCGGGACCUUCUACUGGCGCACCCGGUAAACAAGCCAAAGUGCAAGGUAAUAGGAUGGCUGCUACCAACGCUGCGGCUAAAUCAAGCCCUGUAGUGAUGGCAACUCCUAGCAGCGUUCAGUCACCAGAGAAUCUUGUAGCUACGAAAGAACAGAACGAGAUCCAAGCAAAGGAAGAAGCAGAGAGUGCCGCUAUUAAUACUUCUCGGAUGAGAAUAAAAGAAUUGGGACUUGAUGACCCUGCUUCUUAUUUCCUCUGCAUGUUAUCUCGCUCGUUGGACCUCAAAGAUGAGGAGACUCAACUACUAGACUCCAAGGAAAGCAAUUCUGUCAAGAAAGAUACUAUAUCUCAAAAGGGUAUAACUCCGUCCGCAAUCUUGCAGACUCCACUAUCUUUUAUCAAGACCCCAGGCUCGUCCCGACCCUUGGACUCUCCGUCUACCAGUAAAAAUGCCAACGAGUGGUCUAGCAAGGUUACGCCAGCUGCAAUCAAUGCAGUGUUCAGAGAUGUUUCGGCAAUCAGCAAGACGCUAUCGUUUGGAAUGUUGCCUACCCCUCCUGAAGAAAAUGAAGUUUUGAAGAGAUCAUCCGACGCCGACGAGGAACCCAGUAAGAAAGCUAAACUAGAGAACAAGUUGCAGAACUCGUUAUGGGACUUUGACUACGCGGAAGAACUUUUUGCAACAGACCAUUUAUCGCCUUAA
Komagataella phaffii GS115 is the source of this 3054-nucleotide messenger RNA. RefSeq lists its product as hypothetical. Gene Ontology annotation, biological process: regulation of transcription by RNA polymerase II. Gene Ontology annotation, molecular function: transcription coregulator activity. The transcript has a single exon. Lineage: Eukaryota; Fungi; Ascomycota; Pichiomycetes; Pichiales; Pichiaceae. Bases 1 to 3054 code for a protein of 1017 amino acids. Gene Ontology annotation, cellular component: mediator complex. The record is from RefSeq and is a predicted model, not a curated record.